Messenger RNA from Suricata suricatta (meerkat), 2461 nucleotides. It is a transcript of the gene SPOP, whose product is annotated as speckle type BTB/POZ protein. NCBI's taxonomy places the organism in Eukaryota, Metazoa, Chordata, Mammalia, Carnivora, Herpestidae. The record is from RefSeq and is a predicted model, not a curated record. Gene Ontology annotation, biological process: proteasome-mediated ubiquitin-dependent protein catabolic process; regulation of proteolysis. The coding region runs from base 241 to 1365 and encodes 374 amino acids. The transcript is spliced from 10 exons. Gene Ontology annotation, molecular function: ubiquitin protein ligase binding. Gene Ontology annotation, cellular component: nucleus; cytoplasm.
GUGCUGACGCCAUGACGCCCCGGCCGGUGUGUGUCGGUGUGUGUAUGUGUGAGUGUGCGCGCUCCGAGUGUGUGUGUAUUUGUGUAUCGGCGGUCCCGCAGGUCCCGGAUGUUGCGGACAGUAUGAAGCGAGCGCAGGGGGACAGGGACCAGCAGCUGUCGCCGCCGCUCUCAGGGUGAAGAGAGAACAGAAGUCUUUGUCCCCUGACUUUGGAGAUCUUGUUUAACCUUCAAACUGGCGAUGUCAAGGGUCCCAAGUCCUCCACCUCCGGCAGAAAUGUCGAGUGGCCCCGUAGCUGAAAGCUGGUGCUACACACAGAUCAAGGUAGUGAAAUUCUCCUACAUGUGGACCAUCAAUAACUUUAGCUUUUGCCGGGAGGAAAUGGGCGAAGUCAUUAAAAGUUCCACCUUUUCAUCAGGAGCCAAUGAUAAACUGAAAUGGUGUUUGCGAGUGAACCCAAAAGGGCUAGAUGAAGAAAGCAAAGAUUACCUGUCACUUUACCUGUUACUGGUCAGCUGUCCAAAGAGUGAAGUUCGAGCAAAGUUCAAAUUCUCCAUCCUGAAUGCCAAGGGAGAGGAAACCAAAGCUAUGGAGAGCCAGCGGGCCUACAGGUUUGUGCAAGGCAAGGACUGGGGAUUCAAAAAAUUCAUCCGCAGAGACUUUCUCUUGGAUGAGGCCAAUGGGCUUCUCCCUGAUGACAAGCUUACCCUUUUCUGUGAGGUGAGUGUGGUGCAAGAUUCCGUCAACAUUUCUGGACAGAACACGAUGAAUAUGGUGAAGGUCCCCGAGUGCCGGCUGGCCGACGAGCUGGGGGGACUGUGGGAGAACUCCCGGUUCACAGACUGCUGUCUGUGCGUCGCCGGCCAGGAGUUCCAGGCGCACAAAGCUAUCUUGGCAGCUCGUUCUCCAGUUUUUAGUGCCAUGUUUGAACAUGAAAUGGAGGAGAGCAAAAAGAAUCGGGUUGAAAUCAAUGACGUGGAGCCUGAAGUUUUUAAGGAAAUGAUGUGCUUCAUUUACACGGGGAAGGCUCCGAACCUCGACAAAAUGGCAGAUGACUUGCUGGCAGCCGCUGACAAGUAUGCCCUGGAGCGUUUGAAGGUCAUGUGUGAGGAUGCCCUGUGCAGUAACCUCUCCGUGGAGAACGCCGCAGAGAUCCUCAUCCUGGCUGACCUCCACAGCGCCGACCAGCUGAAAACUCAGGCGGUGGAUUUCAUCAACUAUCAUGCUUCGGAAGUCUUGGAAACCUCUGGGUGGAAGUCCAUGGUGGUGUCACAUCCCCACUUGGUGGCUGAAGCGUACCGCUCUCUGGCUUCGGCACAGUGCCCUUUUCUGGGACCCCCACGCAAGCGCCUGAAGCAGUCCUAAGAUCCUCCCUGUUGUAAGACUCCGUUUAUUUUCCUGAAGCAGCAGCCGCUGUUCCUGCCACUGGCCACCAGGUGGACAGCGUGUGUGUGGACCUCUGACUUGCGGGGGCACAAGACUGCGUUGUGGCCCAGACUUUUAAAGCAGCACUAAACCUUGGGGGACUGGGGGGAGGGAAGGGCCCAGGGCCUGGGGCUGUUCAACCUAAUGAAAACCCUGUCGCUGCGUCACUGUGUCGCCUUGGGCCCGGCCAAGUGUGACCCCGUGGGGGUUCGGUUUAGGCGCCGGCCCUGAGGACGGCCCAGCGGCGGCACUUGGGAGAGAGACCGUCUGCGUCUGCCUGAGCAGAGCACAUCGUCAGGUGCCUGGAGCGAAAAAGGAAGAAAAAGAAAAAAAUGACAUUUAGUUUUAAAAGAAGGGAAAAGACAAGGAAAGAAGAAAGGACUUUUGGAGAAUUUCUCAAAACUCAGUUUGUGGAUUCCAAGUAGUAUUUAUGUUGAGGGAAGUCGUCCUCCAUCCCACUGUGCGGCAGCUUGGACGUUUGUGAAAGCUCUUCAGCACCGGGCCAGUGUGAGCCACGCGCUCGCCAGCACUUACUGUUUGCAAGGGUGGAACACAUCCUUUUAUCCUCGUAUGAAAAACAACAAGCAAAAGCAAAGGGGAAGGAGGUUAUCUGAGCCGGAAGAUGAGUGUUCUGAUGUGGUGGCUUUUGCAAAAAAUCUUUAUCGGUGUUGAAAACUGGAAAAAAAAAUGCAUCCACAACUCAUACUGUCUUGACAAGAACCGUCGUUCUCGGUUUUUAGAUAUUGUGGAAAAUGUUUUUUGGCAUUUUUCUCUGAUUUUAUGUCUCCUCCUUCAUCCCCCCCUUUUCUAAAAAAAAAAAAACCACACAAAACAAAACCCGAACAAGAAGAAAAGGAGAUUGUAUUAUUAACGCUGUGUGACGGAAACCCCAGGACAGACUGCUCAGCCCUUUGCGCCCGACGUGCCCCCUGCAUAGGAGCCAGUCCCGUUCCUUCCACUCACCCCUUUGCCACGGGGGGAACUUCCAAAUGUUAAUUUUUUCUUUUUGAAAAUAUAAAUAAUUACUAUUUUGUAC